AACUUUCUCGACAGACAAGGUUCUUACAUGAUGAGUCGGAGUCCUCGCCGCUUGCAUUACGAUUCAAUACUCCAUACCUUCGCGAAUGCGUUGCCAUCGAACCGCACCUCGACGACUCCCUGUCAAUCAAGGUCGGGAAGAGAUAAGAUGGUCGAGGGGUGGUCACAUCAUACCUACUAUCCGAUAUAUCCGAUAUCCGACACCAAGUCCGAUAAAUCUACAGUAUAAGACCCCUCCGCCUUGUCAUAAUGGGUUAGAGGGUGGUCGUCAAAUGGCCCGCAGAUGUCGAGUCUUGCAGGUUGUGAGUGGCUGGUUUCCCCUCCCCCAUAUUCUUCUCAAAGAGGGGUCAAUGCAAUCGACAACGGGAGGGCCCGUCGCGAGGUGCAGUCUGCUACCCAUCAUCACGGUGGCCAACACCAUCCCCGAGCCGUCGUGGAAUCCUGUCUGCAGCCGUCUGGCUCAGACACCAUCCGUUUUGAAUGGUGCGCGGAAGGCACAAGGUGCUGCCGCACAUUGCCACAGCCUUUUUCUCGUUACUCUGCAACACACAAUUAGCUGUCCGCUUCUUCUUCUUUCUCCCUCAUCCCCGCAUUCUGCACAUCAGUGACACCACCCGCUAGAGGUCUGGCGUCGUAUUCUUCUCCUUGGCGCGCUGCAGACUGCAAAAGUUCAACAAUUUUUAUGCGAGGUAUUUGACGCGGGAUGGCGUAUUAUCAAGAUCGUCGGUCCGACAAAAAAACAAGUCCCCUCCCUUGGCUAUAUCGCCAGAAGG
Molecule: messenger RNA, 772 nt
Organism: Sodiomyces alkalinus F11
Lineage: Eukaryota; Fungi; Ascomycota; Sordariomycetes; Glomerellales; Plectosphaerellaceae
Exons: 1
Coding region: 86-607 (173 amino acids)
Source: RefSeq, a predicted model, not a curated record